UUUAGUAUGAUACAUUUUUAUUAAUACAAACAAUAUUAGUCAUCAAUUUGAAUAAUUAUUAUUAUAAAUAAAAAAAAAAAAAUAAAUAUGCUUACUAAUAAUCCGGUAGUUAAUUUUGAAUCAUCAACAUUGAAAGAAAAAAUAGAAAGUGACAUAAAUAAUAGCUUGACAUCAAAUAUUAUUGAAGAAAUUGGAAAAUCACCAUAUACAUAUAAUUUGGGGUACGAACAAUUCAUUAAAAAUCUAUAUGUUACCAUAAUACAUUCGAUGGUUUGUGAUGCUGAUUUAAUAUCUAAUCGUAUCAAAUUUAGUGUUGUUGAUAUACCAUUAAUCGAGCCGAUUAUUUUAGUUGAAGAUGACGAGAGUCAAUUAUUACACGUAUUAUCACGCUCAUUGAUGCGUCGCAUUUUUCAUCACAAAGGUAAUUUGAAAAUAAUUAGCAGUGACAUGGUAUCAUCAACGUCUCUAGUUAAUGAUAAUAAUAAUAACAAUAAUGAUAAAAAUUCGUCACAUUUUUCACCAACAAAAAUGUUAAAAUUGAAAGAUGAUAAAAAUUAUCGUGAAUUAAACGAAGAUUCAAUUUAUUUGUCAAGUAUUAUUCAAGAAAAAUUAUUAUUGUGUUAUGUCACUGUCGAGCAUGCUGCUAUGCACUACUGUCAAUAUAUAUUAAAUGGUGAUAAUCCAGAUUAUGAGCAUAAUUUAUUAGAAGACAUUAAAGUUAAACGUUCGAAACAUAUUUUCCUACAUGAAUUAAUCACUACAAAAGAAAGUCGUACAAUUGAUAGAUAUUUAGGUAAAUAAAUAUGUAUUAAUCAUUUGAAUUUUAAAGAUUAAUUUUACAUGAAUUGCUCACCAAUUUAUGAGUCAAUUACAAAAAAAAAAUUUUUUUCAGAUUAGUAAUAAAUUAUUGUACAACUCAUAAAAUUUUUUUGCUUUUUAUUAUUUAUUAGUGGAUAAAGUCAAGUCUGGAAAUUUCAUGAGAAUUGAAAUAAAAAAAUAAUCUAAUCAUUUGAGUUGAACAUCAACAAAGUAUUUCUAAUUAUAACUAAAACUUAUUUAUAGAAUUGUGUAUUGAAUUUAUGUAAAGAGGAGGAAUAUAAAUAUUUACAUAUGAAUAUAUAAAUGUAUCUCUCUCCCUUGAAAAAGGCGGAGAGAUGUUCUCUCCGCCCAGUCCACGAGGGACUGAAGAUAUUUUUAAUCAAACACUCAUAUUUAUAGUUUUCCAAAUUUUACCCCUCUACAUUUACAUUACGUCAUUUGAUCUACUAUAAGAUUUUGUGAAAACGAAUAUUUGUGUCAUAAAUUUAGAUUAUCUUGAAUUUUCUUUGAAAAAAAUCAAAAACAAAAAUUGCCGCAAUGUAUAUUUUAUGAUUAAACUUUUCCAUACAGAAUUUUACUGUACUUUUUAAAAAUUUUUUGAAUUGGAAACGCUUCGCGUUUGAGGUCGUGCAAAAGAAACACUAAUGAAUAAGCCUGACUUGAUGAAACGACUCAAUUUUUUUUUCACGAUAUUCAGAAUUAUGCAGAGGAGGCUCCUUUCGAAAAUCACUACUGUAGCCUUUCUCGUUUUUUUUAUAAUAAAUCAUUACUGUUAAUACUGACAGUUUUACAUGUGAACAAACACACACUUCAAAAAUUUUUAUAAGGAAUGUUUGCCUUAUCUUACUUUUUUUGUUAACUUUUAUUACCGUAUAUUUACCAUGGAAAUUUCUAUGACAAAAAAGGAAGCUGAUUCAAACUUGUUUGAAAUUUAACUUUUUGAAAUAUAGAAUUAACGUUCGAGGCAUGCACUUUCGGAUUGUCCAAAUCUUUUAUUUAAAAUUACUUUUUUCGGUUAAACAAAGAAGAACCACCGAUAACAUUUCGUCAAAAAAUAUUGUGUUAUACAGAUAAAUUUUUUUGAGCUUCUUCAAGUGGAAUACAAGGUGCACUUUUGGAUUUAAAAAAAAAUCAUUUUCAAUACUGUUUUAAAAUUUUAAAUCUUUGGGUUCUGUAAACCGAAGGAUAAUAUCUCUGUGUUAUUUUUAUAUAUGUAAGUGGUAUUGUAUUAUAUUGCAUCUGUGCGAUCAGUAUAUGCCUCGCUCUCUGGCGUUCUUGUAAAUUUCCCAGUAGUCUUUAGGCGCGGUUAAUUGAUGAUUCUUACUAUUUGAGCUAUCUGGAGUCUCGUUCGUUGAUUUUUUAUCGAAAAGUAAUUUAUUUUCAGCAUAGAGCCAAGCAUGUAUAGCAU
Messenger RNA from Microplitis mediator, 2227 nucleotides. RefSeq lists its product as uncharacterized. NCBI's taxonomy places the organism in Eukaryota, Metazoa, Arthropoda, Insecta, Hymenoptera, Braconidae. The coding region runs from base 88 to 801 and encodes 237 amino acids. The transcript has a single exon. The record is from RefSeq and is a predicted model, not a curated record.